AGAAGGACCAGACUCGUGGUGUCUCUGCUUUGACGACGACGAGGAGCAAGAGCGUUGUUCGUUGUUGCUGGGGGGGACUAAUCCUCACUCACUCCAUAGCCACAGCCUUCGAUCUCUCCAUUUUCCUGAUCGUCCUUGCAUUCCGAACCUCCAGGCUCACCUCAUUGCAUUGCGGUUGGACGAGGGUUGAAGGAAGUGGUGUUGUCCUGUUAGGGCGCGGGUCGUCAUGCCGAUCGUCAGUGUAGGCCGGGAUCGUCUCUUUGCUGCGUUGGAGCAGACGUACACUGACCAGGAAUUCGAUGAGCUCUGCUUUGAGUUUGGCAUUGAGCUUGAUGAUGUGACCACCGAGAAGGAGGUGAUGCGAAAGGAGAAGCAUAUGGAUGAAGAGGCAAGUGCAGAUGAAGAGAUCAUUUACAAGAUUGACGUACCUGCUAACCGGUAUGACUUGUUGUGCUUGGAAGGCCUGGCAAAGGCCUUAAGAGUAUUCACUGGGAAAGACCCUAUUCCCAGUUUUCGUGUGUCUGAGGUUCCAGCAAGCUCGAUACAGAAGAUGGUUGUCAAACCAGAGACUUCGUUAAUUAGGCCGCAUGUGGUCUGUGCGGUGCUCCGGGGAGUUACAUUUGAUGAAGCGCGUUACAGUAGUUUCAUUGACCUUCAAGACAAGCUUCAUCAGAACUUGUGUAGGAGAAGGACUUUGGUUGCUAUAGGGACCCAUGAUCUUGAUGUGCUUGAAGGUCCUUUCACUUACGAGGCUCUCCGACCAGCUGAUAUUAAAUUCGUUCCUCUCAAGCAGACGAAAGAGUUCAAUGGUGCCGAAUUAAUUGAGUUUUACAAGUCAGACAUGAAAUUGAAGAAGUUUCUACAUAUCAUUGAAAGCUCUCCAGUCUACCCUGUUAUCUACGACAGCAAGAGGAGAGUGUUGUCAUUGCCCCCAAUUAUUAACGGAGCACAUUCGGCAAUUUCUUUGAAGACAAAGAACGUCUUUAUAGAAUGCACAGCUACUGAUUUGACCAAAGCAAAGAUUGUCCUAAACACUAUGGUUACAAUGUUCUCGCAGUACAGCAGCCCACAGUUUGAAGUAGAGCCUGUGGAGGUGGUCUCAGCUGACGGAAAGUCUACACGGUACCCUGAUCUUUCACUUCGUACCUUUGAGGUGGAUAUGGCUUACGUCAAUCGAACUAUCGGAACUUCACUAGAGGCCAAAGAGGUCUCCAAGUUGCUUAACAAGAUGCAACUCUACACUGAGGUUCAACCUGACUCAAAACUUCGAGUGUCGGCUCCGCCUACAAGAAGCGAUGUUCUGCAUGCUUGCGAUAUUGCUGAGGAUGUUGCCAUAGCGUAUGGUUACAACAAUAUAAUAAGGACUGUGCCGAAGUCACAUACUCAAGGGAAACAGCAGCCUUUGAAUCACUUCACCGACUUGAUAAGAGCAGAGGUGGCAAUGGCUGGAUUCACCGAAGUUGUCACUUGGAUUUUGUGUUCUCUUGAAGAGAAUUUCAAGAUGGUUAACCGAGAGGAUGACGGGAAUACAGCCGUAAUCAUUGGCAAUCCGAGGUCUGCUGAUUUCGAGGCAGUACGCUCAAGUUUGCUUCCAGGGAUUUUAAAGACCAUGGGUUCCAACAAAGAUGCUCCUAGACCACUCAAGCUCUUCGAGGUUUCCGACGUCGUUAGACUGAACAGUAAAGAGGACGUGGGUGCAAAGAACAGCAGACAUCUUGUUGCUGUUUACUCCAAUUUGAAUUCCGGAUUUGAGGUUAUCCAUGGUCUUGUUGACAGAGUGUUCGAGGUUGUCGGUAUUCGACCUGCUGAAUUUGAUAAAGUGUCUGGAACCUUCAGUGGAGAUGGCUAUUAUAUUACUCCAUCACAGGAGCCUGAAUACUUUUCGGGACGGCAAGCCAACAUCAUGUGUGCAGGAUCCUGCAUUGGCUCCUUCGGAAUCGUAAAUCCUGAGGUUAUGCAGCGUUUCGACAUCAUAGAUCCAUGCUCAGCUGUGGAAAUGAAUAUCGAACCUUUUUUAUACUUGUAGUGCUCUCGGUUUCUUCUAUUCCAUAUUCACAUCUUUUGGCGGUCUGUUGUGACGAUAUUGGAGGAUCAUUUCCUUUUAUGCCAUUAAUGUUGAGAAAGUAUACCUUGGGAUUCCCUACGUUCUCGGUAUUUAGCCUCUCCAUCAUAAUAUGAUUUAGUUGCUGUGUUCAUGGUUACGUCUAUUGAUUGGCAUCAAUGCAACUACGAUUGAACUAA
Messenger RNA from Physcomitrium patens, 2241 nucleotides. RefSeq names its product phenylalanine--tRNA ligase beta subunit, cytoplasmic. Gene Ontology annotation, cellular component: cytoplasm; phenylalanine-tRNA ligase complex. Gene Ontology annotation, biological process: phenylalanyl-tRNA aminoacylation. Gene Ontology annotation, molecular function: magnesium ion binding; phenylalanine-tRNA ligase activity; RNA binding. The record is from RefSeq and is a predicted model, not a curated record. NCBI's taxonomy places the organism in Eukaryota, Viridiplantae, Streptophyta, Bryopsida, Funariales, Funariaceae.